AUGGAGAAAAGUCAGUUCAAAGUGAUUAUUGUCGGUGGCUCCAUCGCCGGAUUGACGCUGGCGCAUUGUCUGAGGCAGGCCAACAUCAGCCACAUUGUCAUUGAGAAACGAGGGAAUAUCUCGCCCCAGGAAGGUGCUUCAGUCGGUCUCUGGCCGAAUGGAUUGCAAAUAUUGCAGCAGCUGGGGCUGUAUGAGGAUCUGGAACGAUUGACGGAGCCCCUGCAAACGCUGCAUGUUUCUUACCCGGAUGGCUUCUCGUUCACCAGUCCUUUCCCUAGAUCAAUCCAUGAACGUAGAUUCGGUUAUCCUAUCGUUUUCCUGGACCGACAAAAGAUCCUCCAAGUCUUGCAUGAACGAUACCCAGACAAGUCCAAUAUUCAUGUCAACACAAAGGCAACGGAGAUUCGACCGUCAGAUAAUGGCAUCUCUGUUGUGACAGACGAUGGAACGGUCUACCACGGCGACCUCGUUGUCGGCGCUGACGGCGUCCAUAGUAAGGUCCGGUCCGAGAUGUGGCGACUCUCAGAUGAAAGUUCCCCGGGCUCUAUCAGCCAAGAUGAAAAAAAGAAUAUGACGGUUGUAUUCGCCUGUGUCUUUGGCAUCUCAUCGCAGAUCGACGGCCUCGUAAGCGGAGAACAUACCGUCAACAACCUGGAUGGGCUGACCAUUCUCACAUUCCAUGGAAAGAGUGGGCGUGUCUUCUGGUUUGUGAUCAAGAAGCUGGAUCAAACGUAUACCUAUCCAAAUGCUCCUCGGUUCUCAACCGACGAUGCAGCACUUCUCUGCGGCCAGCUGGGAAAUGUUCGUGUCUGGAAGGAUGUCUGCAUCAAGGAUAUAUGGAAGAAUAGGGAGGUCGUCUCCAUGACGGCCUUAGAAGAGGGUUUCUUCCAAACGUGGCACUGUGAUCGAAUUGUUCUGAUGGGGGAUAGUGUUCACAAAAUGACCGUCAACAUCGGCCAAGGGGCAAACACCGCCAUCGAAGACGCUGCUGUUCUAUCCUCACUGAUAAACCGACUCAUAAACAGCCACAGUGUGAAGAAGCCCUCCAAUGAGCAGAUCACCCGCCUCCUUCGUGAGUAUCAAACAGCGCGAUAUACCCGCGUAAAACAAAUAUACGACCGAUCACGACUGGCCGUUCGAUUUCAAGCACGGGAUGGCUUCCUCAAGGCUGCCUUUGGCCGGUAUAUUGUCCCAUAUAUAGGCAACCUGGCAGAUCGGCCUUCUCAGCUAGUGGCGGAUGGGGAGGUUAUUGACUUUCUCCCUCGACCUGAGCGAUCUGGGCCUGGGUGGGUGGAUUUUAGCAGUAGAGGAAGGUCGGGGUUGAGGAUCAUGGUGUAUUCUGUUGUUGUAUUAUUGCUGUAUGUCGUGUUUUGGAUGGAUCUACCAUCUUAUAUGCAUAAUGUUUAA
This is a messenger RNA of Aspergillus wentii DTO 134E9, 1407 nucleotides long. RefSeq names its product FAD-dependent monooxygenase spyC. NCBI's taxonomy places the organism in Eukaryota, Fungi, Ascomycota, Eurotiomycetes, Eurotiales, Aspergillaceae. The record is from RefSeq and is a predicted model, not a curated record. Gene Ontology annotation, molecular function: FAD binding. Bases 1 to 1407 code for a protein of 468 amino acids. The transcript has 4 exons.